CCGCUCAACUCGGACUGACACCGCACACACACACAUACACGUUACACACACACACUCACAGAAACACAUACAAGCUGCAGUAUAAAAGGCUGAGGCGGAGAUGGCCGCGAUAUUCGGGAAGAUCUUCGUGGGCAUUUACGUGGAGAUAAAACGGAGCGACGGACGAAUACACCAGGCGAUGGUCACAUCACUGCACGAGGACAACGAGAGCGUGACGGUGGAGUGGAUCGAGAACGGGGACACCAAGGGGAAAGAAAUCGACCUAGAGAGUGUCUUCGCUCUGAAUCCAGAUGUUGCUCCUGAUGAGGAGAUCCCACAGAGUCCUGAGCCUCCUCUUCAUCCGUCCAAUGUUGCCAAAGCCAGCAAAGUUCCCAAGACCAGACGUGCCACAGCAAUACCAAAGGCUGAGAACACGCCUCGGGAGAACAGAGCUGCAGCAGUCGGGACCACGCGGGCCCGCCCGAGCCAGCAAAGCCAAGUAGCAGAGCCACCUCCACCCGCCAUCACUCCCCAGGCUGCGCUCAACCAGGCCCUGUUACAACAACAGAACGCCCGCAAGAAAUCUAAUUGUGUAAAAGAAGUGGAGAAGCUGCAGGAGAAGCGAGAAAAGAGACGACUCCAACAGCAAGAGCUCAGAGAAAAGAGAGCACAGGAGGUGGACGUUCAAUUACCAAACUAUGAAAUCAUGUGUAUGAUCAGAGACUUCAGAGCCAGUCUGGACUACAGGCCUUUAACCACUAAUGAUCUGGAUAGUAUUGAGGAGCACAGGAUAUGUGUGUGCGUACGUGCACGUCCCCUCAAUAAGAAAGAGUUGACAGUGAAGGAUUUGGAUGUCAUCACCAUUCCCAGCAAAGACGUGGUAAUGGUCCAUGAGCCCAAGCAGAAGGUAGACCUGACGCGCUUCUUGGAAAACCAAACAUUCCGAUUUGACUACGCCUUCGACGAGAACUCCACCAACGAAAUGGUUUACAGGUUCACUGCUCAGCCACUCGUUGAGACCAUCUUUGAGAGAGGCAUGGCGACCUGCUUUGCAUACGGACAAACUGGAAGCGGAAAAACACACACAAUGGGAGGAGACUUUUCAGGAAAGAACCAAGACUGUUCCAAAGGGAUCUACGCACUUUCUGCCAGAGAUGUUUUUCUCAUGUUAAAGAAGCCAAUUUACAAGAAGUUGGAUCUUCAGGUCUUCGCCACAUUUUUUGAGAUUUACAGUGGGAAGGUGUUUGACCUACUUAAUCGCAAAGCCAAGUUGCGGGUCUUGGAGGACGGGAAGCAGCAGGUGCAGGUGGUGGGGCUUCAGGAGAGGGAUGUGAAAUGCACAGAGGACGUCCUCAAACUCAUAGAAGUGGGAAACAGCUGCAGGACUUCUGGUCAGACUUCAGCGAACGCUCAUUCCUCUCGGAGCCACGCCGUUUUUCAGAUCAUCCUGCGCAGACGGGGGAAGAUGCAUGGAAAGUUUUCCCUCAUUGACCUGGCGGGGAACGAGAGGGGAGCAGACACUUCCAGCGCCGACCGCCAGACUCGCCUCGAAGGAGCUGAGAUCAACAAGAGUCUGCUGGCGCUCAAGGAGUGUAUUCGAGCCCUGGGUAGAAACAAACCUCACACUCCUUUCAGAGCCAGCAAGUUAACCCAAGUACUGAGGGACUCCUUCAUCGGAGAGAACUCCAGGACGUGCAUGAUCGCUACCAUCUCUCCUGGAAUGGCGUCAUGUGAAAACACCCUAAACACGCUAAGAUACGCCAACAGGGUAAAGGAGUUUGGGAUAAGUCCCUCAGACAUUCCCUUCUCCCAGAGCGGGGGUGGAGGGGGUCGCUCUGAGCUCUCCCCUACUUAUGAGGUGAAGGAGCUCACUGUGGACCCCACAGCAGCGAUGGAGAGCCGUCAGGGACUCGUCAACCAGCUGGAGGUGCUGGAGGCUCAGUGGGGAGUUGGCAGCUCUCCACAGAGGGACGAUCUGAAGCUGCUCUGUGAACAGAAUGAGGAAGAGGUUUCCCCGCAGCUCUUUAAUUUCCAUGAAGCUGUGUCUCAGCUGGUAGAGAUGGAGGAGCAGGUGCUGGAGGACCACAGGGCAGUGUUCCAGGAGUCGAUCCGCUGGCUAGAAGAUGAGAAGGUGCUCCUGGAAAUGACAGAGGAGGUGGACUACGAUGUCGAGUCGUACGCAACUCAGCUGGAACAGAUCCUGGACCAGAAGAUAGACAUUCUCACCGAGCUGAGAGAUAAAGUCAAGUCCUUCCGUUGUACGCUCCAGGAAGAGGAGCAAGCUAGCAAACAAAUCACGCCCAAGAGGCCUCGUGCACUAUAGAAAAAACACACGUUUCACUGUAACGUUGAUCUGUCUGGAGACACGCGAAGGCCUCGUCUCUGGAGGAGCUCAGCGUGUGUUUGGUUCGCUCCCCGUCCUCCAUCAGUCCACCAGUAAAACCAAAGAGCAGGUCGUCUUUGCUCUCCAUCCUCCUGUGACGUGUAUCUACCAGCUCUCUGUUCUGUGUGUGAUGAGAAAUCAGUUCAUUGUAUAAAAACUAAACUAAACAAAAAAUAAAUGUUUUCAAAGAAUUUUAUAGAGUCAAUCAGUGUGGCCAAUUUUAUAAAUAGCUGUUGCCAUUUUGUGCAAUAUUUGGAGGAGAAUCCUCCUGUUGUUCCCUGGACUUCAGCUCAGGAGAGACCAGGACAUGUUUUCUUUGUGUUUACAGUAAAAUUGAGCUACCGUGUGUUUGUGUUGUUGACAACCCUAAAAAUAAGAAUCUCACCUUGCAUCAUGUUACUUGACCUGCAGAGGGCGCUGUGCUCGCAGUUGAUUUUAGAGCGUUCCAGACAUUUUCUGUAAUAAAAAUAAAAACACUACUUGUUGCCACA
Messenger RNA from Solea solea (common sole), 2853 nucleotides. RefSeq names its product kinesin-like protein KIF2A. The record is from RefSeq and is a predicted model, not a curated record. NCBI's taxonomy places the organism in Eukaryota, Metazoa, Chordata, Actinopteri, Pleuronectiformes, Soleidae. The coding region runs from base 101 to 2302 and encodes 733 amino acids. The transcript has 21 exons. Gene Ontology annotation, molecular function: microtubule motor activity; ATP binding; microtubule binding. Gene Ontology annotation, biological process: microtubule-based movement.